AUUUUUUAUUAUUAUUAUUCUGCUGCCAUUUUAUCCARCCCACACUGAACUUUAGUCCUGUUAUCUCAGUGCCAACACCCAACAGGUUGUUCUGAGUGUCAGAGCAGGAAAUCAGACCAUCGUCUGCUGUGAGGGAGACUGGAUGCACAAACAUCAAGCUCCUCAUUUCUGCUGGCCGUGACGCUUCUUUCAGAGAUGUAUCGACUGACCCUGGUGACACUUGCAGUGUUGCUCUGCUCAUCGUCUUUGGUAAAUGGAGGGAAAGUCUUGGUGUUCCCUUUGGAUGGAAGCCACUGGGUCAACAUGAAAGUCAUGAUUGAAGAGCUUCACACCAGAGGCCAUGAAGUGACCGUGAUGCGUCCUUCAGACUCCUGGUACAUCAAGGAAGACUCCCCUCACUACAAGUCCAUCACAAUUUCCUCAUCUGGCUUUGAUAAGGAUGGUUUCGGGUCAUAUGUCAUGAGAACACUAGACAUGCGUCGUCAAGGAUCUUCCAUUUGGUCUCGCGUGUCUGUAGAGUAUGAGCUAAUGAAGCACUUCUAUGAGAUGACCAAGACGGCUCUUCAAACGAUCGAAGAAGUCUUUGAGGAUACAAAGCUGAUGCAGAGACUUCGUGAUGCUAAAUUUGAUCUGAUGCUCACUGAUCCAGGAUUUGGUGGAGGAGUCCUACUAGGUCACCGUUUGGGUCUUCCUCUUGUAUUUAAUGUCAGAUGGACUGUUCAGGGUGAGGGGCAUGAAGCAAUCGCACCUUCCCCACUUUCCUACGUUCCUUUCCCAACAGCAGAUCUAACUGAUAAGAUGACAUUUACUCAAAGGAUCAAGAAUUCAUUGUUCUUCCUCUUCAACCGUUUACAAAUAAUGUUAAUUGCCGAUCCAAACUACAAACCUUUUGUUUGGCGUUAUUUUGGCAGUGACAUUCAUUACAUGGAGCUCUUCAAGGCAGCCGAUAUCUGGCUGAUGAGAAAUGAUUUCACCUUUGAGUUUCCACGACCUACCAUGCCAAACAUCAUAUACAUCUCAGGAUUUCAGUGCAAACCCUCCAAACCAGAGAUCAGCCCAUGAAACCACUGGAACAAGCCAUGUUCUGGAUUGAGUUUGUCAUGAGGCACAAAGGAGCUGCACAUCUGAGGACAGAGUCCUACAAGAUGUCCACCAUCCAGUACUACUCAAUAGAUGUUAUGGCUUUCCUACUGGCAAUUAUUCUUAUUGCAUUCACUGUUCUUUUUGUUACAUCGAAGUUUCUCUGGAUGAAAAUAUUUUGUGGCAGCAAAGUAAAAAACGAAUAAAUUGUUGGUAUUUGGAAAAAAAAUGUAUAUGAAUUAGUUAGCAUCUGUCCAAUUUAUUUCAUUUUUUUAAUCAAAUUUCAGAACAUGUUUGAUUUAUCAGGAGACAGAUUUGGGGCACCGUUACGUAAUAUUUGGACAAAGAGCACAUGGCUUAUAACUACAAAACAAAACAUUAUUUAAAAAAAUGUACAUUUGAACUUCAUCCUAUUUGCAGGCUAGUCUUUUCUGUUGUUUUUUUCUGGUUUGUUGUUUAUUUUUGGAUUUUCUUAAAUUAAAAUACAACACAAGCAAAACACACCAUUCUAUCUAUCAUUACAAAAAACACUCAAGCAAAAUAUAGAAAUAUAUUAUUAUAAUGGAAUAAUACACUGAUUUACAUAAUUUUUUUAUUUUGAUGAAAAUUUUAAAAUGGUUGAUAUGAAUCUAUUGUUUCAGUUUUACAAAUCAGAACUGAUUUCUUACCUUUCUUCUAUUUCAUAUGGUAAAUUAAGUUUAAAUAUAUAUUUAAAUGAACCUGUGCUUUGUGUUUAAAUGGUUAUUUCUGACCUUCCUUUGAUUGUAAUUCUGGGACAUUUGCUAUGUUUAAGAGCACAUUUGCAAUAUGUUUUAAUUCGUGCUAUGAUUCAUGCACUAAUGGAAACUUGUUUGAAUCUGUGA
This is a messenger RNA of Austrofundulus limnaeus, 1943 nucleotides long. RefSeq names its product UDP-glucuronosyltransferase 2C1. The record is from RefSeq and is a predicted model, not a curated record. Gene Ontology annotation, molecular function: UDP-glycosyltransferase activity. Lineage: Eukaryota; Metazoa; Chordata; Actinopteri; Cyprinodontiformes; Rivulidae.